AUGGGGAAGGAGGCGAAGGAGGGAGAGAACGGGGAAGGAGGGAGAGAACAGGGAAGGAGGCGAAGGAGGGAGAGAACAGGGAAGGAGGCGAAGGAGGGAGAGAACGGGGAAGGAGGCGAAGGAGGGAGAGAAUGGGGAAGGAGGCGAAGGAGGGAGAGAACGGGGAAGGAGGCGAAGGAGGGAGAGAACAGGGAAGGAGGGAGAGAACAGGGAAGGAGGCAAAGGAGGGAGAGAACGGGGAAGGAGGCGAAGGAGGGAGAGAACGGGGAAGGAGGCGAAGGAGGGAGAGAACGGGGAAGGAGGCAAAGGAGGGAAAGAACGGGGAAGGAGGCGAAGGAGGGAGAGAACGGGGAAGGAGGCGAAGGAGGGAGAGAACGGGGAAGGAGGCGAAGGAGGAAGAGAACAGGGAAGGAGGCAAAGGAGGGAGAGAACGGGGAAGGAGGCGAAGGAGGGAGAGAACAGGGAAGGAGGGAGAGAACAGGGAAGGAGGCAAAGGAGGGAGAGAACGGGGAAGGAGGCGAAGGAGGGAGAAUGGGGAGGAAGUGA
Messenger RNA from Pelmatolapia mariae (spotted tilapia), 546 nucleotides. RefSeq names its product octapeptide-repeat protein T2-like. Lineage: Eukaryota; Metazoa; Chordata; Actinopteri; Cichliformes; Cichlidae. The transcript has a single exon. The coding region runs from base 1 to 546 and encodes 181 amino acids. The record is from RefSeq and is a predicted model, not a curated record.